Rubroshorea leprosula is the source of this 2891-nucleotide messenger RNA. NCBI's taxonomy places the organism in Eukaryota, Viridiplantae, Streptophyta, Magnoliopsida, Malvales, Dipterocarpaceae. The record is from the annotation of a GenBank genome assembly.
UCUUAACACCCGACCCAUCAGAUUCAAAUCAAUCACAUAAAUAUGUCAACUUCUUUUACAGACAUAUUAAUAGGACUAAGAUUCAUGCACACUUUCAUUUUUUGUUGUCCAUAAUUCAUGUGCUGAUAAGGAAAGGAGAAGAAGGAGCCGUUGCUAUAAAAAACAUAAUAGUAGGCUUUAAAGGCAAACAAAAACGUUUCAAAGGGGAGAGCUUUUGUUUUCCUGCACACAUUUAUCUCCCAUUUCUGGACCCAAGAGCCAGAUAGCGCCUGCGUUUUGAAUUUCGAAGUGGAACAGUGAGGGUGAGCAAGUUGGUAUAUAAAGCCAGGUUUUUUCUUGGAGAAAGAGUUGGAUUUUGCCGUUUUGGUGGACAUGGGUGAAGCUGCUUGUCUUGUAAGAUCGUUUUCUCAUCCUUCUGAUGCCUCCCGCACACAGGUCAGGUUUUGAAGCAUUUGUAGUAAAUUUGUUCAAUUUUCUGAAUUUCAGUUUUUGGGUGUCUUUGUUUUCUUUGAAAUUUUUAGUGGUUUCUCAGUGACCAAACAACAAAAGCAUAUUAGUAUUGCUUGGACUUUUAAUGGUUCCCUUUGAUGAUGCUGUGUGAGAUUAAAUGGAGAGAAAGUAAGUUAAAAUGUCAAUAAAGGAAUCUGCUUUUAAGAAACUCCUGUUCUUCAAUUUCUCAAAAGACUGAAUUUUUCCCCAUUAAUUAGGGUUUGAUAUUAUUUGUAUGAUUGUAUGCUUCUUUUCUUUUGCAAACUCCAUUGAUUCAUCAUGCAUUGCUUUUAAAGAUUGCAAGUUCUGGGUCUCCUUUCUGAUGUAUUCACAGUUAUUAAAAUUACAACUGCUCGAAACUUGGGGUUUUUGCUUGAUGAAUAAUUGUUGGUUUUUUAAUUAAGAAAAUUCUCAUGUUUUGUAUUUAUUGAGAUGAUUUUUGUGUGAAAGCACCAAAUUUAGUACUUCAUCUUUGAAUACUUUAGUCAGGAAGCGUAAAGAGUAAUGUCAAAUGGCAGGGUGACCCAAUUCAUGCUCUUAAAGAAUCAGUAUCUUUUGGUAGAUUUAUGUCAGAAUCUCUGGCUUGGGAGAAAUUUUCCACAUUUUCUCACAAUCGUUACUUGGAAGAAGCUGAACAGUUUGCGAAGCCAGGUACUGUUGCUGAGAAGAAAGCCUUUUUUGAAGCUCAUUUCAAGAAAAGGGCUGCAAUGAGAGAAGCAACCUGGGCAGAGGAAGCAAAGCUGGCUGCCAGUGUUUCCUUUCAAAUGCGAACCACAAAUGCAAUUCCAAAUGAUUCUUCAAAGACAGCUUCAGCAAAUGCUAAUAUCCCUCUGGCAAUUGCUAAGAAGCAGGAUACUAAUGUCCCUGAGAAUGAGGUAGCUGAUAGUGGUGAUGCUAGUGAAUGCAAUCCAAAUGUUGAAAGAGAUAACCUUGCCAACUUGGAAUGUCAAGCAGUAACAGAACAGAAUCUCAAUGAACAGAAUCUCAUCCAGGUUGAAAAAUCAAAACAUGAAGAAAAUGCAGGCAAGGAAAACAUGGUUUUGGCAAAACCAGACAAGAAGAUGGUCCAUAAGGAAUCUGCUGAUAACUCAUCCUCAUUAAGCAAGAAAAGAAGAACAAGUUCUUCAUCAAAGUCAUCAAGUAACAGCAAAGCAUCCCCACUUCCAUUAUGUCCUUCCAAACCGACCACUUCUGUACAAGCCAGGAAUGGUAAUGAUAAUAGUAAUGCUGCUUUGGGCAGUAGGAAGGCUGCAAAAGACUCAAAUGAGAAAAAGAGAAGAAUUCCAAAUUUGCUAGACAUGUCAAUCAAUGUCGCUUCUAGCAAUGGAGGAACUAGUAAAAGAUCACUCAAAAUGGCAAAAGAUGGUUCAACUUCUCAACAAAAACCAACCAGGAUUCUGCAGAGAGCUGCUGGUAAGGAGAAUUUGGUGUUAUUAAGCCAUAAAAGGCACUCAAAUCCCAAAUCAAAGUCAUCAACUCUUGGUGGUACAUCCAAGCUUCAAUUACCACCUGCCAGACAAGCAACCACCAGAAUAGGAAACAGUGAUGCUUUCAUUAAUAAGAAGUCUGCUGGAGAUUCAAACAACACAGAGAGAAUGAUUUCAAAAUCCCUCCAAAGGUCAAUAAAUUUUGCUUCUUUUGCUAAUGAAACAAGUAAAACAUCACCCACAAUGCCCAGGGACCUUUCAGCACCACUACCAGCUCCUACCAAGGCAUCUGUUAAUGCGGAAUCAAAGCAUCCUUCAAAAGUUCUUCCGUCAGAUGAUAGAUGCUGUUCAGAAUCUUCAAACCCCAGUGGAACCAGAGCACGGCCAUUUAGCUUUAGGAGUGAAGAAAGGGCAGCAAAAAGAAAAGAGUUCUUUCAGAAGCUUGAAGAAAAACUCAAUUCAAAGGAGGUAGAAAAAGUGCAAAUGCCAACUCGAUCAAAGAUCCCUUUGAUACGGCCUCAAUCACCAAAACUUGGAAGGAAGUCAUCUCCCAAAAGUGUGCCGCAUGCAAGCUCUAGGCUGCCUCUGAGGCCUUCCAUCAAUACCACAAGUUCCAAUGGUGUUAUACAGAAAAAUAACAGAACAACUUGUUAUGUGACGAUGAACUCACUUGCAAAGAGCAGACAUGAGAAUGCUUCUCCAAACAUCCAGCCUUCAGUUGUCAAUGACAGUACUUCCCACAGGCAAGGGCAUGUAAGACAAUCGGUUAAUCAUUGACUUAAGAAUGUUUUUCCACAAUUUCUUUGUAAUUACAAUCAGUGAGGCGAAAAAAUAUUGUAAGGGAAGAAAGGAUUCAUAUUUAGGAUUUUGAUAUCAGCAGAGAGCUUGUAAUUGUUGAAGAGCAAGACAAAGAGGCAAUUUACUGCAAGUAAUGAGAUUAGAAAUUUUGAAUCAGCUACCUACAAGACUGCUGCU